Molecule: messenger RNA, 1146 nt
Organism: Paramuricea clavata
Lineage: Eukaryota; Metazoa; Cnidaria; Anthozoa; Malacalcyonacea; Plexauridae
Source: the annotation of a GenBank genome assembly
AUGGCGUUUACGUCUGAAGUGACACAAAAUAGAGCGAUGAAUUCUAUCGGCAAUCUAGAAGAAGUUGAUGAAACACGCGACGAUUGGACUGCAUAUAUAGAAAGAAUUGAACAGUAUUUCCUUGCGAACGAUGUAGCCGAUGAUAAAAGAGUUCCAGUUUUGUUGACAGUAAUCGGAGGUAAGACGUAUAGUUUAUUACGAACACUGACUUCCCCUGAUAAACCUUCGACCAAAUUAUUUGAUCAAAUAGUGGCAAUCUUAAAGGGACAUUUGUCGCCCAAACCCUUAGUGAUCGCAGAAUGAUUUAGAUUUCAUAAGCGGGAUCAAAGAGACGAUGAAAACAUUAAUACUUAUGUGGCUGAAAUUAAGAAGUUAUCCGAACACUGUGAGUUUGGUACAGCGUUAAAUGACUCGUUAAGGGACAGAUUUGUUUGUGGACUAUACAAUGAAUCUAUUCAGAAACGCUUACUUGUCGAAACCAGCCUUACGUUCGAGAAAGCGCUAAAACUUGCGGUUGCCAUGGAAACGGCCAUGAAAGAUUCACUUGAGUUGAGGGGGAAAGCGAAGACAAUACCUCCUGUGAACAGUAUUCGUGAAGUCCCAAUGCAACAUAAAUGUUAUAGAUGUGGGAAAGAGGGGCACGAACCCCAGGAAUGCUAUUUUAAAGAUCAAUAUUGUAGAAACUGUGGGAAAAAGGGCCAUAUAAAACGUGUAUGUAGGGGGAAGCCAUUUAAACAAAAUUAUCCUACCAAGCCAAGUUCGAGCAAGAAAAAGGGCCUGGAAGUGAAUAAGGUUCAAAACGAAAGUGACAGUGAUAGCGAGGACACCUUGGCAUCCCUAGAACUGCACAAGGUUUCCAAAACCCACACUAAUAUAAUCUGGGUAACCCCUGAAGUGGAAGGGAAACCCCUGCAAAUGGAAUUAGACACUGGCUCUGCUGUAUCUGUACUUCCAUUUAGUAAAUAUAACACAACGUUUAAGUCAAGCAAACUUCACCCAACAACCACUGCCCUCAAAACCUACACCGGGGAGAGAAUCCAACCCGUAGGAGUCUUGAAUGUCCCAGUUAGGUAUAAAGAAGAGAUUGUUACGGACGCUAGUAUAAUUAGUCUAAUUAUUUCGCGCCGUUUGUUGACAUUAGCAUAA